Durusdinium trenchii is the source of this 1480-nucleotide messenger RNA. The record is from the annotation of a GenBank genome assembly. NCBI's taxonomy places the organism in Eukaryota, Dinophyceae, Suessiales, Symbiodiniaceae.
CUCACUCUGGGAUUGAGAGUCGCUGCCGUUUAGGGGGCGGUCGCCAUGGCCAAGUGGUUCUGGGCGGGUGCUCUUUCCAUCGUCGUUGUGGCUUCUCUCGUGGCCCCAACACGCUGGCGCACUCCCUUGGCCGCGCUGGCUGCAGCCUGUGCGCUUGCCCUGGCAUGGCGGCCACGCACGAAGGCAGCCGUCCAGCAGGAACGCUAUCCCAAACAGUAUGUGGCCAGGAGAGGCACAGUCGCGCCCAUCGAUGGUGACUUGGAGAAGGCGGUCUGGCGACUGGCGCCAUGGUCGGAGCCCUUCUCGGAGAUUCGGGGCCCCGAUGCGCCGAAGGGGACGCAGCCCCGGCCCGAGGAGGCCACCAGAGUGAAGAUGCUUUGGGAUGAUGAGUACUUGUACAUUGCAGCGGUCAUGGAUGUGGAUGCUGGAAAUGAGCUGGUGGCCCUCUUCAAGGAGAGGAACUCCCCCAUUUUCCACACCGACUCCGACUUCGAGGUCUUCCUUGACCCGGCGGGCUGCUGCCAUGGCUACAAGGAGCUAGAGAUCAAUGCGUUGAACACGGUGUGGAACCUCCUCUUGGAUCGACCCUACUCCGAUGGCGGGGGCGAGUACAGCGGUCGCAUCGCCCAGAAAGGCGAACCUCGGUGGUGGGAUGUGGAGAAGCAGAAGACAGCGGUGAAAGUCACGAAAGGUCAGAUCGGGUUCGCCCCUUCCAAGGCCCAGUGGUGUGUAGAAGUGGCGCUGAGGCACAGUGAGAGCCUCUCCCAGGCGCCUCAGCGAGGCGCUGAGCCCUCUGUGGGAAGCUUCUGGCGGAUCAACUUUAGCCGCGUGGAGAAGCAGGGGAACGUGAAUUGGGUCUGGUCGCCCCAAGUGGUGUGGUCUCCAGCAGAACGGCGUUAUGUCGGGCAGGUGAACAUGCACUUGCCGGAUGCCUGGGGUUAUGUGGUCUUUGCUGAUGAGGCAGGGAAGCUCCACGAUGGCAGCAGCGGGGAGGACUUCCGGGAUCCCGGGUUCCCUGCGCGGCACACCGCCGCAUGUUUGUACUAUGCUUGCCGGGCAUUCCGCGAGGCCACCGGCCGCUUCCCCGCACUCCAAGAGCUACGCGCGCGGCAAAUGCUUCCGGAUCUACGAGACGCCACAGUCCAGCUGCGGUCCAGGACUGACGGCUACGUGGCAGAGGUGCGAGUGGGCGGUCAGAGGGUGCAGGUGAAUCAUCUGCGAUUGAUGAGCGUCCUGUCGUCGGCGUGACCAGGAACGCGCGAUCAGAAUCGAUUAGAGGUGGAAACGUCGCCUGGUGAUUGCUGGUCAAAAGUCUUUGCGAAUCAGUGCCAGGUCAGGACUUGGCAGCUUGCUGUUUUAAUCAUUUUCUCACCCUCACCAAGCCUCGCUUGCUUUGACACAUGUAACAUCUAGACACUUUUCCAAAAACAUGACCGAAUCAAGCUGUGGCCAUGGUUCAAAAUAGAGCACCAAGUCCGUC